CUGUUUACAUUCUUGCCGUAGCUGGAAAUUUGGGAGUUUUCCGCAACAAAAUGCACAAAUCCCGUGGUGGUGGUGGUGGUGGUCGCAGAAAACAAAAUUUCCGCCAACAACGGCCUGAUCGGGCGAAUCGUCACUUGGCGGAAAAGCUCUCGGAUUUAGCGGUGGAAAGCGACGACAGUUCCGACUCUGAACAGGAAAACGACGAGGAGGACCAAUCGGGAGCGGAAACCAGCAGCGAAAAUGAGUCGAGCGUAGAGCCGAAACAGAAGAACAAGUUCGACGUCGGCAAACCGGCCAAGUUCCCCGUGAGCAUGUGGGAUCUGAAACACUGUGAUCCAAAGAAAUGCUCAGGCCGGAAACUGGCCCGUCAUGGGUUGAUCAAAAACCUGCGACUAGGUCAAAAGUUUCCGGGUCUCGUGCUAACGCCUGUUGGAACCAACUGUGUAAGCCCUUUGGAUAGAGAGAUCAUCAAAUCGUCCGGGAUUGCGGUUGUGGAUUGCUCGUGGGCUAAGCUAGAUGAAACACCCUUCCACAAAAUGCGCUCACCAAAUCCUCGUCUACUCCCUUUUCUAGUGGCCGCCAAUCCCAUUAACUACGGGAAGCCGUGCAAACUGUCCUGCGUUGAAGCGAUUGCUGCGACGAUGUAUAUAACGGGAUACAAGAAGGAAGCUUUGUGGUAUCUCAAUAAGUUUUCCUGGGGACACGCCUUCGUGGAGCUGAAUGAGGAGUUGCUGGAUAUCUAUGCGGGUUGCGCCAACAGCCAGGAGAUUCUGGAAGCACAGAAAAAGUACCUGGAAACAGAAUCUACCGAAGCCCAGCGAGAUACCAGCUACCCCAGCAGUAAAUCCUCCGACGAAACUGAAGAGUCCAGCGAAGAGUACGAAGCGGAUCGCGAAAGCGAUGAAACGACGCAGGGAAAGCAGGACAAAAAGCCGGAGCCAUCGUCGCCUUGAAAUGUUCGUAAAUAUAGAAUUUGAUAAUCCGCUAUAAAGAUUUGUUCGUUUGUUUGAACUCGGAGCGUCAAAUUUUCAACAUAAUUUGAAACAUUCAACCCCGUCGUAUAAAUUU
Anopheles darlingi is the source of this 1068-nucleotide messenger RNA. RefSeq names its product 18S rRNA aminocarboxypropyltransferase. Gene Ontology annotation, biological process: maturation of SSU-rRNA. NCBI's taxonomy places the organism in Eukaryota, Metazoa, Arthropoda, Insecta, Diptera, Culicidae. Gene Ontology annotation, molecular function: rRNA small subunit aminocarboxypropyltransferase activity. The transcript has 3 exons. The record is from RefSeq and is a predicted model, not a curated record. Bases 51 to 953 code for a protein of 300 amino acids.